Molecule: messenger RNA, 450 nt
Organism: Ilex paraguariensis (yerba mate)
Lineage: Eukaryota; Viridiplantae; Streptophyta; Magnoliopsida; Aquifoliales; Aquifoliaceae
Source: the annotation of a GenBank genome assembly
AUGGAGACUAAUCAUCUGAAGUGCACUGGACCAAGUCCUACUCUUAAGAGUUCUUAUGAGCAAAGUCCUAGCCAUGAGUGGUGUUAUACACUUAAUACUCACCAUUGCAUUGCUAAAAUCCUAAGGCAAGAAUCAUCGGAAAAUGGAAAAACCCAAAGCCAUUGUACACACAUACUAUUUGAUUUCUGCAGAAGCAACAAUACAAUGGAAUUGGCAGACAGAGCUGUUGGUUUUCUUUUAUCAUUCAUAAGCUUGUCCAUUUUCACUUAUUAUACCUUCUGGGUCAUCAUCCUGCCAUUUGUUGACAGUGAUCAUUUUGUGCAUAAAUACUUUCUACCUCAAGAAUUUGCCAUCCUCAUUCCUGUUUUUGCCGGUGUGGUGCUUCUCUGCUUCUUGUGUAUGUUUAUUGGAUAUGUGAUGCUCAAAUCCAAGAAGAAGAAGAAGGUGUGA